This is a messenger RNA of Priapulus caudatus, 1119 nucleotides long. RefSeq names its product pre-mRNA-splicing factor ISY1 homolog. The transcript is spliced from 7 exons. The record is from RefSeq and is a predicted model, not a curated record. Gene Ontology annotation, biological process: generation of catalytic spliceosome for second transesterification step; mRNA 3'-splice site recognition. Bases 209 to 949 code for a protein of 246 amino acids. Gene Ontology annotation, cellular component: post-mRNA release spliceosomal complex; Prp19 complex; catalytic step 2 spliceosome. NCBI's taxonomy places the organism in Eukaryota, Metazoa, Priapulida, Priapulimorpha, Priapulimorphida, Priapulidae.
GUACUCAAAUGGAAACGUGUUUUGAGCGUGGGAAACCUUGUUAAUUUUGUAUUCAACGUUGAGUUUUUCAUGAAUUUCAGCGUAUGAUUAUAUUUUACAUUGCUAUGACAAAUAAUUUUGUCCUUUAACCUAAUACUUUAGUUCUAUGAAAUCUGAUUAGCUUUGAUAUACGAAAUUUUGUCAGAGCAAGGAAAAUUAAUUGUAAACAAUGGCUAGAAAUGCUGAAAAGGCGAUGACGGCCCUGGCACGGUGGAGAGAUGCCCAGUUAGCCGAAGCAAGAGGUGAAAAGGAGAGACGGCCAUUCAUUGCCUCAGACUGUGACGAACUUCCUAAAGCGGAGAAAUGGCGCCGCCAAAUCAUAGGAGAGAUCUCGCGCAAAGUCGCGCAAAUUCAGAAUGCCGGUCUGGGAGAGUUCCGGAUUCGUGACCUCAACGACGAAAUCAACAAGCUGCUGCGGGAGAAAGGUCACUGGGAGGCGCACAUUCGCGAACUAGGGGGCGCUGAUUAUGCACGUAUCGGCCCCAAGAUGCUAGACCAGGAGGGCAAGGAGGUUCCUGGGAACCGUGGCUACAAGUAUUUCGGUGCAGCGAAGGAGCUGCCGGGCGUCCGGGAGCUGUUUGAGCAGGAGCCGCCGAAGCAGCCGCGCAAGACGCGCGCAGAGCUCAUGAAGAACAUCGACGCAGACUACUACGGUUACCGUGACGAUGACGACGGCAUCCUCAUCCCGCUCGAGAGGCAGAGAGAAGAGGAAGCCAUCAGCGCGGCCGUAUCGAAGUGGCAGGCGGAGAAGGAAGCUGGCCUCAUGGAGACGUCUGAGGGAAAGCCGGAGGAGGAAGAGGAAGAGGACAUCUACGCUGUGGCUCCGGAAGCUGAGGUGAUGCAGACUUGCACGGAGGCGCGCACCUGGACAAUCACUCGUACACAAACACGAACGCGUGCGCAUGCAUAAAUAAACACGCGCGCGUGCGCACGCAUACACACAGACAGGCAUGCACACGCACCCAUGCUCUACAAUAAUACUCUACUUUGAAGUGCAUCUCUGUAUGUAGAUAGUCACAUGAUUUUCCCAGGAAAAAGAUAGACAAUAUACCUACACGCGCAAACACACAUCUACUAUAU